UGACCUAGAGUCCAAACAAUUCACCCACCAUUCACGCUCGCCCACCGCAGCCCGCAAACAACAAUGUCGCUCACCACCCUGACGCUCGAACACAUUCCCGCCGCGCAUGCGGUGCACAUCGCGAUGUACCACAACGUCGGCAACGCCGCGUUCCUUCGCGACCAGCUGCUCGCCGGCAACACCGGCUUCGAGUACGCAUUUAUCGAUGCGGGUGCCAUGGUGUCGACGACGCACGUGUUAGCUGCUGCGCACCAGGCAGUCCAUAAGCUCCUCGUCACGGGAAAGCUAAGGACGAAGAACGUUCACUCCGAGAUCGUGUUUUGUCUGAGUCCAAAUAAUAACAUCACGGAGUCCUUCCGCCGCUUUGGAAUAUCCCCAACGACCACGUCGCUAGUCUGCGUCAAGAUCUCGAGCGAGGAGAAGCCCAUAUCCGCGGAGGAGGUUGAGCGGCACCUGAACAAGGUGGUGGAGGGGACACCGGCGGAGUUUACGGAUGCGGUGAUUGCACAGGGUACGGAUUGGGCACGCGUGGGAAAGUGCUACAAGAUUCCUACGGCGGGGAUAAAGGGGGUGACGGAAGACAUGGAGUUGCAGAUACUGGGGAAGCUCGUGAUGAGAGCUGUUGGAUAGACAUGCGGGAAAACAAAACCAAAAUCAAUUUUAUGGGACAUAGCAGUACACA
Tricharina praecox is the source of this 682-nucleotide messenger RNA. RefSeq names its product kinase binding protein CGI-121-domain-containing protein. The transcript is spliced from 3 exons. The record is from RefSeq and is a predicted model, not a curated record. NCBI's taxonomy places the organism in Eukaryota, Fungi, Ascomycota, Pezizomycetes, Pezizales, Pyronemataceae. Gene Ontology annotation, biological process: telomere maintenance via recombination; tRNA threonylcarbamoyladenosine modification. The coding region runs from base 64 to 630 and encodes 188 amino acids. Gene Ontology annotation, cellular component: EKC/KEOPS complex; cytosol; nucleus.